Coffea arabica (coffee) is the source of this 1325-nucleotide messenger RNA. The record is from RefSeq and is a predicted model, not a curated record. Lineage: Eukaryota; Viridiplantae; Streptophyta; Magnoliopsida; Gentianales; Rubiaceae.
ACUACGUCCAAUGCUCUCACAGAGGACGAGAGCCGCCGCACUUCAAGCUAAGUGUGCUGAGCUGACCGGCUGAGCCAGAGCCCCACAUGACUGAACUCUAUCGCCUAUGUCAACCGGAACAGGUAUUGCCGAUGCCGACGCCGGGAUUCCGCUGCUCAACGACGUCGUUGAUGGCUCAGUCGACUAUAAGGGUCCUCCAGUCUACCGAUCCCAAUCCGGUGGAUGGAAACCCGCUUCAUUUAUCAUAUGCGUUGAGAUGUCUGGGAGAUUUACGUAUUACUGGAUAAAUUCGGAUUUAAUAAAUUACCUGACCGGACACUUGGGCCAGUCCACUGCCACCGCCGCCGAGAAUGUCAACGCCUGGUUUGGAAUGGGGUCGCUUUUGCCCCUUUUGGGUGCCUUUCUUGCUGACUCGUUUCCGGGCUGAUAUCGUACUUUCAUUCUUGCUUCAUUGCUCUACAUUUUGAAGAUCAAAUGGAUAAAGAAGUGAAGCUUCAUGGCUUUUGGUCAAGCCCCUUUGUUUAUUGGGUGGUAUGGGCGCUGAAAUUGAAGGGCAUCGAGUAUGAUUACAUAGAAGAAGACCUGCCUAACAAGAGUGAAUUGCUGUUACGUUACAAUCCAGUUUACAAGAAAGUUCCCGUGCUGGUUCAUGCUGGAAAACCCAUUUCUGAGUCCCCUGUAAUCCUUGAAUAUAUUGAGGAGGUGUGGCCGCAUAACCCACUGCUGCCAAAAGAUCCCUAUGAGAGAUCUGUAGCUCGGUUUUGGAUAAAUUUUGCAACAGACAAGGUACGUAGUGCUCUGGUAUCCUUCUUCUGGGCAAGAGAAGAUGACAAGAAAGAGGCAGCAGAACAAAUGUUUGACUAUCUGAAAAUUAGCGAAGAGCAAGCUCUCGGCGACAAGAAGUUUUUUGGUGGCAACUCGAUCAAUAUGGUGGACUUGAUAUUUGCCUUGUUUACCUGUUGGAUUCAAACCAUGCAACAGGUGGUGGGGAUCAAGGUUUUGGAACCGAGUCGUUUACCACGCUUGCAUGCAUGGGUCAACAAUUUCAAGGAAGAGCCCAUCAUCAAAGAAAAUCUUCCUGACACUGAGAGAAUGUUGGAGCAUUAUACGAGGAUAAGGUCAAAUCCUAAUUAGUAUCACAGGAUGGUAUCCUUACUAGCUGGUUGGGAUAUUGAACUUCUUCCAACAUUACUAAAUUUACCGAUAUGUCUAUUGAAAUUUCACUUAGAAAAAUUACUCUAUGUGGUUCUCAGAGUUGCUUUGUAAGAAUAAAGUGUUUUGCACGUCUUCAGGUUGCAGAAUUUAGAAGUCUUGGAUUCAAAUCU